AUGACAUUUGCAUUUUACCCUGCAAGCUUUCAAUAUAUGCAAGUACUGAGGUUUGCUGUUGAAGAAAUCAACAACUCCACCAUCCUGUUGCCCGGCGUGAAACUUGGCUACGAGAUUUUUGAUUACUGCUCAGAUUCUCAGAACUUCGGGGCUGCCCUGGACUUCUUAUCAGCGAAUGGGUCGGUCCCGGUCACAGCCAGCCCGCAAACCAAAGUCAUCUCUGUGACCGGUCCGUUUGGGAGCACACAGACCAUAACUAUUGCUCCUCUGUUUAUGUCUGACCUUAUUCCUAUGGUAACUCACGGGGCCACCAGUGUGCAACUGAGCAACAAAAAGCGGUUCCCGUCUUUCUUCCGAACCGUUCCAAGUGAUAAUUACCAGGUGAAGGCCUUGGUGAAUCUCUUGCAGGUGUUCGGAUGGAACUGGGUCGCGUUCAUUGGAGGAGACAACGACUACAGCCGGGACGCCUUUCAGGUGUUCACUGAGGAGAUCAGAUUGGUUAACAUAUGCCUGGCCUAUCAGGAAACCAUUUCUAAAGAUUCUUCCAAAUUCGAAGACAUGUUUAGUAAAAUGGCCCAAUUAAACGUCAGCGUCGUCGUGCUUUUCGCCAAUCAGGAGUUUGCGAUCCCUUUUAUCCGAAAAGCCAUUGAGAAAAAGCUGCGGAAGAUGUGGAUAGCCAGCGAGACGUGGUCCCUGAACCAGGAACUGAUCAAGGAGCAAGGAAUCGAAACCAUAGGCAAUGUUUUCGGAAUCGCGAUCCAGGGAGACAAGAAGUUGCGUGGUUUUGAGGAGUUCGUCCGCCGCUCGAUGCGACGCGGGGACGGUGGUAACGCCUCGGAUGCGCCUGGGGCGGACACAGAGGAGACGUGUAACCAGGCCUGUUCUGCAUGCCUCACCACCGAUCCCCAGAAAAUCCUCGAUGAAGAUCCAACCUACCGUUUCAGCAUUUACUCAGCAGUGUACGCAGUGGCCCACGCUCUGCACCAAGUCCUUCAGUGCGGGCGUGAGGAGUGCAAUGGCUCCUCAGCGGUUUAUCCCUACAUGGUGACUAAAGCUCUGAAAAAAGUGAACUUUGAGUUGUAUAACCAAAGUGUUAAGUUUGAUGAGAACGGUGACCCCACUGCACACUACGACAUCGCCCCAGAAUUCAGGUGUUCACCUGAGUGUAAGGAUGGUUACAGAAGGGUUCAGACGGGAUACCACAGCUGCUGUUUUGAAUGUGUGAUCUGCAUUGAUGGAACAUACAUCAAUUACACAGAUGAUCCUUACAGCUGCAAACUGUGCGGAGAAGACGAGUGGUCCACAAACGGAAGCACGUCGUGCACAAAGCGGUCUCUGGAAUACCUGCACCACACAGAGCUCCUCUCCAUCGGGAUCCUGUUCUCAGCCAGCUUCACCCUGGUCUCCUCGGUGGCCAUCACGGUUCUGUUCGCCCUGAAGUACGACACGCCCGUUGUGAAGUCCGCGGGGGGGAAGAUGUGCUUCCUCAUGCUGGGCUCCCUGUGUCUCUCCUCCAUCAGCGUCUUCUUCUUCUUCGGGCGGCCCGGCCGGGCGGACUGCAUCCUCAGGAACCCCGCUUUCUCCGUCUUCUACACGGGCUGCAUGUCCUGCCUCGCCGUCCGCUCCUUCCAGAUCGUCUGCAUCUUCAAGAUGGCCACCAAGCUGCCGCGGGCCUACAACUUCUGGGCCAAGCACAACGGGCAGUGGGUUGUCGUGGCAGCCGUCGUCGGCGUCCAGCUCCUGCUGUGCACCCUGUGGAUCGCCGUGGAGGCCCCCGAGCCUGUCAACCGCACAGUGGACAGAGCGAUUGUCCUUGACUGCUCUCUGGGGAACCAGUACUUUUUCUACACGGUCCUGGUGUUUUUAGGAUUUCUCAGCGUGGCUUGCUUCUUGUUCGCCUACAUGGGCACCGACCUGCCCAAGAACUACAACGAGGGAAAAUGUAUCACGUUCAGCCUGCUCAUAUUCUACUUCUCCUGGACCAUGUACCUAACCGUGCAGCUGACACUGAGAGACAAGCACCGUUCUUCCGUGAACGCCAUCUCUGAACUGUGCACACUUUUGGGGAUCCUCCUUGGAUACUUCUUUCCCAAGUGUUACAUCAUCAUUUUUAAACCUGAUCACAACACAGCUGCCUACUUUCAGACCUCCAUCCAAAGCUACACGAUUCAUACUAGCAACAUGUGA
Molecule: messenger RNA, 2187 nt
Organism: Megalops cyprinoides (Indo-Pacific tarpon)
Lineage: Eukaryota; Metazoa; Chordata; Actinopteri; Elopiformes; Megalopidae
Product: taste receptor type 1 member 1-like
Exons: 6
Coding region: 1-2187 (728 amino acids)
Biological process (GO): G protein-coupled receptor signaling pathway
Cellular component (GO): membrane
Molecular function (GO): G protein-coupled receptor activity
Source: RefSeq, a predicted model, not a curated record